GAUGAUGAUGAUGAUGAUGAUGAUGAUGAUGAUGAUGAUGAUGAUGGCGGCGGCGGCGGCGGCGGCGGCGGCGGCGGCGGCGGCGUACACCUUGAGGCGUUCAAAUCCCUUGUGUGCUUUAACACCAUGACUAGCCAAGAAGGGGUCGUCGAUCUAUGCGCACCCAAACAGUAG
Molecule: messenger RNA, 174 nt
Organism: Dibothriocephalus latus
Lineage: Eukaryota; Metazoa; Platyhelminthes; Cestoda; Diphyllobothriidea; Diphyllobothriidae
Source: the annotation of a GenBank genome assembly